Messenger RNA from Racocetra persica, 330 nucleotides. NCBI's taxonomy places the organism in Eukaryota, Fungi, Glomeromycota, Glomeromycetes, Diversisporales, Gigasporaceae. The record is from the annotation of a GenBank genome assembly.
CUGAAUCACAGCAACUUUUGAUUCAACAACCUUUAUUGUUAUCCAAUUUAUGUCGAAUGGAAAAUAAGGCACGAAUGUUGUCAUAUCAGCUUAUAGCGAUUGAAGAACACGAUAUGAGCCAAAGUGAAGAAUCUUGGGAAAGUGUUAUUCCAGCACUUAUAGCUAUCGGUGACUCUCCUGUGUCUGAUGUCGAAAUUCAACGCCAUAUUAUACGCGCACUUGAUAAUUUUUCGACAGAAGUCCCAACAGUUUCACUAUCUAAGCUCACGUCUUGUGUUCCAUUAAUCAAUCGUAUAUUGGAUACAGUAAAAGAUGACGAUAUUAAAAAAC